GUGGAUCAGUCCUGCCCACUCGUGGGUGGGACCUAACGGAGAGCAGAGAGCUGGCUCUGUUUGCACACUGUCAUUGUUCAGCCCCGCUGGUAAACGCAGCAUUCAGACGUGGAAAGACUUUAAAACUCCCUCUGAAAUAAUAAAGGAUGUCUCGAGAGCAACAGGCAGUGGCUCGGGCCAGGAAAGCCUUUGAAACAGGACGGUCCAGAUCUCUGGAGUACCGGAUCCUCCAGCUGAAGAACCUGCAGCGCUUAUUUGAAGAAAAGCAGAAAGAGAUAGCAGAAGCUUGCAAGAAAGAUCUCAAUAAAAGUGAAGUGGGGAUGCAGAUGUAUGAGACUCUGGGUCUGGAGGGGGAAAUCAGCCUGGCCGUACGGAAGCUGAAGGAAUGGGCUGCUCCACGUCCUGUAGAGAAGAAUCUGCUGACACUCUCUGACACGGUGUACAUCCAACCCGAGCCACUAGGGGUGGUGCUGAUUAUCGGGGCCUGGAACUACCCAUGGGCGGUCACCAUCCAGCCGCUUAUUGGAGCUAUCGCAGCAGGCAACGCAGCUGUGGUGAAGCCCUCAGAAGUCUGCGUACACACUUCAAAAGUCAUGGAGGAACUCUUGCCUAUUUAUAUCGAUAAGGAGCUUUACCCCGUCGUUACUGGAGGGGUUCCAGAGACCCAGGAGCUGCUGCGCCAACGAUUCGAUCACAUCUUCUACACCGGCAACGGUACGGUUGGCAAAGUGAUCAUGGAGGCCGCAGCCAAACACCUGACCCCUGUCACCCUGGAGCUGGGCGGCAAGAGCCCCUGCUACAUCGACAGGAACUGUGACAUUACCACAGCCUGCAGACGGAUCACCUGGGGAAAGUACACAAACUGCGGUCAGACCUGCAUCGCCCCAGACUACAUCCUCUGCGAGCCAAGCAUCCAGGACCGGGUCAUUGAGGAAAUCAAGAAAUCCAUCAAGGAUUUUUACACAGACGACCCAAAGACAUGCCCUGACUACGGACGCAUCAUCAACCAGCGGCACUUUAAAAGGAUUAUGGCCAUGAUGGAGGGCAGCACGGUGGCAGCAGGAGGAGACAGCAACGAGUCAGACUGCUUUAUUGCUCCCACUAUACUACGGGAUGUGAAGCCUGAGGCCAAGGUGAUGCAGGAAGAGAUAUUUGGACCUCUGCUUCCCAUCCUUCCUGUCAGUGGUUUGGAUGAGGCCAUCAAGUUGAUCAAUAAGGGAGAAAAACCUCUGGCACUGUAUGUCUUCUCUCCAGAUGACAAGGUGAUCAACAGAAUGAGAGACGAGACGUCCAGCGGAGGAUUCCUGGCCAACGAUUGUCUGGUUCAUUUUUCUGUCAGCUCGCUGCCAUUUGGAGGAGUGGGAAACAGCGGCAUGGGCUGCUACCACGGCAAGUAUACUUUCGACCAGCUGAGCCACCUGCGUGGGUGUCUCAUUAAGAAGCUGAAGAUGGAGGGAGUGAACGACAUGCGCUACCCACCGCACACACCCAAGAAACUGGGCUGGGCCCGCUUCUUCAUCACAAAGACCUUUGACCUCGGCUGGCUGGGGAAGAUGUUGCUCCUGGCCCUGCUGGCUGUGGUGGCGGCUGUUGCCAUUCAGAGAUAUCUCCGCUGAGGACAUCCUUCCCUCUGCCAGAGGCUCACGUCUAGUUUACGGCCGUCUUCCUUUCCUGCUUUAGAAGGAAAAAAUAUCAGAGUUAAUAUAGACAAAUUAUAGUAAGUCAAGCCUUUUUCAGUAACAUGAUGGCCGUUCUCUGGCUGUUGCCUUAAGUCCGUUUUCCAGGUUUCCAUCCGUUUCUCCAGUGAUGGAGCUUCAGUGUUGGAGGAAACUGGUCUGGUUUAUUCUCUUGUAUCCAUGUUUCUUUUUUUCACUAAUUUUUGUAACCUAUUGGAAGUUUGCACUUUGAAGGAUGUAAAAUGAAGACAGAUAUGAUGAAGUAACUGAACAGGCUCAUGGUAGCUUAAAAAA
This is a messenger RNA of Cyprinodon tularosa, 1970 nucleotides long. It is a transcript of the gene aldh3a2b, whose product is annotated as aldehyde dehydrogenase 3 family, member A2b. Gene Ontology annotation, biological process: aldehyde metabolic process. Lineage: Eukaryota; Metazoa; Chordata; Actinopteri; Cyprinodontiformes; Cyprinodontidae. Gene Ontology annotation, cellular component: cytoplasm. Gene Ontology annotation, molecular function: aldehyde dehydrogenase (NAD+) activity. The record is from RefSeq and is a predicted model, not a curated record. The coding region runs from base 147 to 1616 and encodes 489 amino acids. The transcript has 11 exons.